Molecule: messenger RNA, 2451 nt
Organism: Eleginops maclovinus (Patagonian blennie)
Lineage: Eukaryota; Metazoa; Chordata; Actinopteri; Perciformes; Eleginopidae
Product: fibronectin type III domain-containing protein 7-like
Exons: 13
Coding region: 1-2451 (816 amino acids)
Molecular function (GO): protein binding
Source: RefSeq, a predicted model, not a curated record
AUGAAGUGGCCAGCGAUUUUUGUCUUGCUGGGCAUAUGCUCACAGGCUGCAGCACAAGCUAUCCAAGUGUCUGUGUUCUCUACAACAUCAAAGAGUGCAAUUCUCAGAUGGACCAGGGUCUCCGGAGCCAGCUCAUACAAGGUCACCGCCGCCCCCCAAAACUCACCAGGCAACCCCGUUGGUUAUGCCAUGUUUGGUGCAAACACAGUAAUGGGCUCCAUCCACUCUCUGUCCCCAAACAUCUUUUAUACAUUCACAGUUGAAGCUUUGGAUAAUCAAAGGACACUAAACUCAGGAACCAUUGAUUCGUCCUCAGCUCCUGAGGUGAUGGAUCCCAUCCAGACAGUGAAGCCGAAGGACAGCAAAACUCUGAUGGCAAGUUUCAGCUCGACGACCGGGGCGACAUCAUACAUCAUACGAGUGCAGAAUACCAACGGCUUCUUCAGAGAAGACACUGUGUCCUCCUCCCCUGCUGAGAUUGUUUCCCUCACACCGUACACCGAGUACACGCUCAGCGUCAUGUCUGUGAACAGUGGAGGCCAGAGCCAGCCAUCUUCCACUGUGACUGCAAAGACAGUGUUGCCCCCUCCUCAGCUCUCUGCCUCCUCUCCUCGCAACGACAGCAUCACUGUGUCCUGGGCCCCUGUUGCUCACGCUGUCCAGUACAGCCUGUCGCUAUACAAGUUUGGCUGGAACACCACCAACAUCAGGCACAAUACUUCAAACACCAAUUUGACCAUCUCUGGUCUGGAUGCUGGCUCACUAUAUGUCAUCAAGGGAUUCGCCUGGGACCCCGAGGGCCGACAGGGAGAUCACAAUCUGUACAUCAACCAGACAACAAGACCUCCUACACCAUCUAUUGCCAAUGUCUCCAUGGGGAUAAAUAAUGGUUCGGCCGGUAUCUCAGUGUCCUGGGAAUGGGUUGAGGGGGUAUAUGGAUCCAUCUGGUACCAUGUGAUGAGCGACCAGAACCUCACCUGUAACUCCACAUCCAGCUCCUGCACCCUGUUUCCAGUGGGCUGCGGAGAGGUACACACUAUCCGGGUCAGUGCCUCCAACGAGGCCGGGCCCAGCCUACCAUCCGGCCCUUUGGUGUUUAUCACCUUCCCCUGUACCCCAGAGUCUCUGGCUGUUGUGGAGUCGACAGAAGGAAACUGCACGCUGACCUGGGACACGGUGAAUCAGGUCGACAGCUAUACAGCCUUCAUCAAGAGAGGAGACGGCGCAGAGGAGAGCUGCAAGACCACCAGCAACAGCUGCACCUACAAUUGCACAUGUGGCCACACAUACCUGAUGUCUGUGUUAGCGUUCAACCAGGCUGGCAGCAGUCCUGAAGGACAGGUUAUCAACUCUACCACCUUGCCCUGUUGUCCAGAGGGUGUAUCCGUCUCCGCCGUGAGCACUGACACUUUUGAGAUCAUGUGGACGCCUUCACGGGGGGCAGAAGUGUACCAGACUCGGGCUGCAGACAGUUCAGAGGUCAUCCUUUGUAAUGAUACAGCUCCAGUGUGCGCCCUCUCUGACCUCAGCUGCGACAGUUCCUACAGCGUGGUGGUGACACCCUGCAACGACAUCAGCGGAUGCAACCGGGCAUGCAAGGCUCACACACAAAUCACAGCUCCAUGCAUGCCAAUGAAUCUGAUGUUGACUCAGAAGAACUCAACCUGCUUCAGUGUCAGCUGGACUGCAAACAACAGGCAAGCUAAUUACACCGUGACAGCAUCGGGAGAUGACGGCACACACACCUGCAACACGGAAGGAAACAGCUGCGACAUCACUGAACUUCCUUGCGGCUCUAACUUCGAGGUCAGCGUCAUAGCAGCCAGUCCAGCAGGCUGGGGUUUACCCAGCUACUCUGAAUUUUUGGAAACAGGACCGUGCUGCCCGCUAAAUCUGACAGUGGAUCAGGAGACGCAGGCAAUGAGCAAUGUGUCAUGGUCAACCGCCAAAGGGGCACAUACAUUCAUCACUUCUCUAACAUCAGCGCGUGGUCAUGCCCGCUGCCACACCAUGGACUCCCACUGCCUCAUGGGAUGCAUCACCUGUGGGACCAACUACACCGUCACCAUGGAGGCGAUCAGCCAAAGUGGCCGCCUUUCAAACUGUUCCUAUGAGGGCUUCUCGUCAAGUGCCUGCUGUCCGUCAGGCGUCAGGCUCUACGGGAUGGCCGACAGCUCUCUGCGGGUGUACUGGCGCGGCUCUGGUAGCAGCCACAGCUACAUCACAGAGGUGGUGGGCAACAGGAACAACUACACCUGCACCUCCUCCCCCGGGGAGAGCAGCUGUGACGUUCCAAACAUCCAGUGUGGGGAUGUCUACACUGUAGUGGUGGCUCCACUCACACCAGAGGGCAGCAAAGUACUCUUCUGCACCCAGAGAAUCUACUCAGUCUCUUGCGCAGGAAGCAACAUUGGUACAGUGAUAUACAGAGGGAAGAGAAGCGUGGACUAG